Erythranthe guttata (spotted monkey flower) is the source of this 1873-nucleotide messenger RNA. RefSeq names its product citrate synthase, glyoxysomal. Gene Ontology annotation, biological process: carbohydrate metabolic process; tricarboxylic acid cycle. The record is from RefSeq and is a predicted model, not a curated record. NCBI's taxonomy places the organism in Eukaryota, Viridiplantae, Streptophyta, Magnoliopsida, Lamiales, Phrymaceae. Gene Ontology annotation, cellular component: mitochondrial matrix.
UAUACAAUCUCUCACACACACACACACACCGAUCUGCAAAAAAAUCCUUUAUCGGAUUAUCAUUAUACAGAAGAAUUUCAUAAUCAUAAGCAAAAUCAAAAGGGGGAAAAGGAAUAAUGGAGGUUAUCGAUCAUUCAUCAGUGGCUCGUACCCGCUUGGCGGUGCUCACCGCCCACCUCUCGUCUUCAUUCGAUCAAUUCGGCGCCGUUUCCAACGGAAUUCUCGAGUCUUCCAUCUGCUCCGCCGCCGUGGAACCGCCGCCUAAUCUGAAAGGAUCGCUGGUUGUGGUUGAUGAGCGUACCGGCAACAAGUACCGGGUUCCGGUCUCCGAGGAUGGCACUAUCAAAGCCACCGACCUCAAAAAGAUAACAACUGGAAAAAAUGACAAGGGGCUGAAGCUUUAUGAUCCAGGAUACCUAAACACUGCUCCGGUACGAUCGUCAAUUUGUUACAUUGAUGGUGAUGAAGGAAUUCUUAGGUACAGGGGUUAUCCGAUCGAGGAGCUUUCCGAGGGGAGUUCGUUUCUGGAAGUGGCUUAUCUUUUGAUGUAUGGGAAUUUACCGUCCGAAAGUCAGCUAGCAGAUUGGGAGUUUGCCGUUUCACAGCAUUCAGCUGUUCCACAGGGAAUAUUGGACAUAAUACAUGCGAUGCCCCAUGAUGCUCACCCGAUGGGUGUUCUUGUGAGUGCUAUGAGUGCUCUUUCCGUCUUUCAUCCUGACGCUAAUCCGGCUUUAAGAGGCCAAGAUAUUUACAAUUCUAAACAAGUGAGAGACAAGCAAAUUGUUCGUAUACUUGGGAAGGCACCGACAAUUGCUGCAGCCGCAUAUUUGAGAAUGGCAGGGAGGCCACCUGUUCUUCCAUCAAGCAACCUCUCUUACUCAGAGAACUUCUUAUAUAUGCUUGAUUCAUUGGGUAACAGGACAUACACACCAAAUCCACGUUUAGCUCGUGCGCUAGAUAUUCUGUUCAUAUUACAUGCUGAACAUGAAAUGAACUGCUCCACUGCAGCUGCAAGGCAUCUUGCUUCAAGUGGUGUUGAUGUGUAUACAGCGCUCUCUGGUGCAGUUGGAGCCUUAUAUGGUCCUCUUCAUGGUGGAGCUAACGAGGCAGUACUUAAGAUGUUGAGUGACAUUGGAAGCAUUGAUAAUAUACCAGAUUUCAUUGAAGGUGUAAAGAACAGGAAGCGUAAGAUGUCUGGUUUUGGGCAUCGUGUGUACAAGAACUAUGAUCCCCGAGCAAAGGUCAUCAAGAAACUGUCUGAGGAAGUAUUUUCAAUUGUCGGCAGGGAUCCGCUUAUUGAGGUGGCGAUAGCGUUAGAGAAAGCUGCCUUAUCAGAUGAGUACUUUGUGAAGAGGAAGUUGUAUCCUAAUGUUGACUUCUAUUCUGGAUUAAUUUAUAGGGCAAUGGGUUUCCCGACAGAGUUCUUUCCAGUUCUAUUUGCAAUUCCGAGAAUGGCUGGCUAUUUGUCUCACUGGAGAGAGUCUCUAGAUGAUCCCGACACAAAGAUUAUGAGACCAGCACAGGUAUACACGGGCGUAUGGCUAAGGCACUACAUGCCACUGAGAGAAAGGAUGGAUACAAGAGAAGAAGAUAAACUCGGCCAAGUCUCUGUCUCUAACGCUACUAAGAGGCGCUUGGCUGGAUCCGGUUCCUAGUCUCUCUCUCUUAAACAUCACGCGUUGAUGAAUAAGUUUAUGGAAUAAUACUGUUGGGAUUGUUUUUUCUAGUUUGGACACUGCAUCUUAGAUUGAUAUUUGUAAUAACAGCAUAAAAAAUUGUAAGAUUUUAUUUGUGCUACAGUUGAUAAUUGAGCAGUAAUAAUAAUAUAACAAUGAUGGUGAGUCCAUCCUUGUUGUUACUACUUAAAGGUUUC